AUGCUCUGGAACACCGACCCAUAUUUGCCGACUUUCCAGGGCGUGACUCCAGUUUUCGUGCCAACAGGUGUGAAACAUCUCCAUCAUGCCGCUAUGAAGUUCGAUAUUGGCAUCUACUUCGAGGCAAAUGGACACGGAACCGUGGUGUUCAGCGAAAAGUUUGACCAGCUGAUAAGAAAGGAUGAGCAGUCAUGUGAUGCUGUGAAGCGACUACACUACCUCUCUGUUGUUAUUAACGAGGUCGUUGGUGAUGCCAUGGCAGAUCUUCUGGUGGUUGAAUCGCUGCUGCGUUGGUAUGGCUUCUCUAUCGAGGACUGGGAACAAGCACUGUACAGAAAUGCGCCUAAUGUUCAAAUUAAAGUGCCGGUCGUCGACCGUGCCAAGUACAAAACCACCUAUGAAGAGACGGUCUUGCUCGAGCCUGAAGGUGUGCAGGAGAAAAUAAACGCUCUCGUUGCUCAAUACAAGGGUGCACGAGCGUUUAUAAGGCCAUCUGGUACGGAGAAUAUUGUUCGUGUGUAUGCAGAAGCAGGGACAUCGGAAGAAGCGGAAGCUCUCGGUCAUAGCUUAGCAGAUCUAAUAAAAGGGUUAUGA
This is a messenger RNA of Ostertagia ostertagi, 594 nucleotides long. NCBI's taxonomy places the organism in Eukaryota, Metazoa, Nematoda, Chromadorea, Rhabditida, Trichostrongylidae. The record is from the annotation of a GenBank genome assembly.